AUGGCAACAAACACCAGCUGGAAGACGCAGUUAACUUUCUCUGAGCGGUUAUCGGCGUUAACGUCUCUCACUACUGCAUAUCGUCACGGUUUCCCAUCCGCGGACUUUCCUGAAGCACAUUCUGAAGCAACGAAGAUUGAGGGAGAGGCUUACGCAAAUGCAUCCUCUAAGGAUGAGUAUCGGGCGUUGUGCCAAAAGGAGAUUGACAACUAUGACAAUCAAGCUAUUGCACCAGACAACGAUGAGUCGUUUCAGCAAUGGGCAGCGGAAGUCAAGACGGAAAUCAAAUCUAGGCGUGGCGAGAAAAUUGGCAAGUAUGCGAAAGCAGUUCAUGACCAGGAAGGCCUCUUCUCCAGCUUCUACAAAAGCAUAAAUGAUGAAGGCCUGGUCGUUGCUUUGAAAGUCACCAUUCCUCACCUGACUGGGCCUCCCCAUGAUUCGGAACGGGAAGCUCGACUUUUGAAAGGGACGUCCUGCACAAAUAUCAUCCCGCUAUUGGAGUCCUUUCAUGAGGGUGGGAGCCGUUUUGUUCUGGUGUUCCCGUAUAUGAGGUAUACCCUUGAGGCCCUGUUUCAUGACGGCCGGCUGAAUGCACGGCAAACCCGGUCUCAUCUAAGAGACAUGUUUCGAGCUCUGGCACACAUCCACGAGCUAGGAAUCAUACACCGUGACAUUAAGCCCUCCAAUGUACUACUACAAUGGCCGGAGGGGCCGGUGUUCCUGGCCGAUUUUGGCAUUGCAUGGUCUCCGGAGGAUAAGUCGUCAGAGCCUCCCGACGAGAAGAUCACAGACGUCGGUACCACAUGCUAUCGUGCACCGGAAAUUUUAUUUGGGGAUAAGUCAUACGACGCAGCGCUGGAUCUUUGGGCGAUGGGCUGCGUAGUUGCGGAGGCGAUUGAACCCGAACAUCAUCCACUCUUUGAUGCUGGGCCCGUCGGAAGCGACCUAGCGUUGGUGCACUCGAUCUUUACCACGUUAGGCACGCCAACGGAAGAGUCAUGGCCGUCGAGGACCCGUCUGCCAGACUGGGGCAAGAUUGAGUUUCGCGAAUACCCAGCGCGAUCGUGGGAGGAGAUCUUGUGUGGAGUAUCAUCGCUUGGCCGCGAGUUGGCGAAAGACUUGGUCAAGUAUGAAGGAAGCGAGCGCUUGACCGCCAGCCAAGCCCUUGAGCACCCCUUCCUUUCGUUCUAA
Molecule: messenger RNA, 1191 nt
Organism: Ophidiomyces ophidiicola
Lineage: Eukaryota; Fungi; Ascomycota; Eurotiomycetes; Onygenales; Onygenaceae
Gene: CSK1
Product: mitogen-activated protein kinase
Exons: 5
Coding region: 1-1191 (396 amino acids)
Biological process (GO): protein phosphorylation
Cellular component (GO): nucleus; cytoplasm
Molecular function (GO): ATP binding; cyclin-dependent protein serine/threonine kinase activity
Source: RefSeq, a predicted model, not a curated record